This is a messenger RNA of Racocetra persica, 400 nucleotides long. NCBI's taxonomy places the organism in Eukaryota, Fungi, Glomeromycota, Glomeromycetes, Diversisporales, Gigasporaceae. The record is from the annotation of a GenBank genome assembly.
GCAGAUCCAAAUAAACAAGGCUGGGAAGAAGCGGAAUUUCCGAUCCUUUGUGAAACAUGUCUGGGUGAUAAUCCUUAUGUUAGAAUGACAAGGCAGGGCUUUGGAAAGGAAUGCAAAGUUUGUUCGCGGCCGUUUACGAUCUUUAGAUGGUUACCAGGAGCUGGCAUGCGUUAUAAAAAAACAGAAAUUUGUCAAACUUGCGCGAAAUUAAAGAAUGUUUGUCAAACAUGCCUAUUAGAUUUACAAUACAAUCUUCCUGUUCAAGUUCGCGACACUGCUUUAAAUAUUACUAAUGACGCACCAAGAUCAGAAAUAAAUAGGGAAUAUUUUGCACAAAAUAUUGAAGGAAAGAUUGACUCCGGUGAUAGUCUUAUAAAUUAUGGAAAAGCAGAUUCAGCAG